Molecule: messenger RNA, 1773 nt
Organism: Lytechinus pictus (painted urchin)
Lineage: Eukaryota; Metazoa; Echinodermata; Echinoidea; Temnopleuroida; Toxopneustidae
Exons: 2
Coding region: 103-1029 (308 amino acids)
Source: RefSeq, a predicted model, not a curated record
UUUUAGCAUGUUUGGAGGCCACUGUAAAAGGGGUGGCUUACAAGUCUUGUCGCGUUGAUAUUAAUCUUCAAAGGAAUAUAUAUUUUCAUUUUAUAUAAUACCAUGGGCGAGAAGCAAGUUAAAGUAAAUUUGUGGUGCGUGCCACGAUCGUUGUCCACAGUACUAACCAAAUGCCUGAGUGUCAUCGACGGGACGGAGGUCUAUUUCGAACUGUUUUCUCACGCCGAUGCGGCAUCUAAUAUGUUCGAGUCGGUAGUGGGUCGUAGGCUCCCAUCCCAAUUAGAAGGAAACGAGAAGGAUUACGACCAGAUGAGUGAGCUUUUCAAUGCAAUGUCAAUCGGCAGAAAAAUCAUCCAAAGGAGAGCAUCGUUCCUUGACAUCAAGCAAGACUUAGAGAAUGCGUCAAGCAAGUAUGUUUUCAAUAAAGAUAUGGCUUACAGCUUUGUUCAAGAAUAUCUUCCCCGAGGCUUCAGAUAUGUGUUUCUAACUCGGGAACCUUCGAGAGUUUUCGCAUCUUACCGGAAGAGCAUUCUGGCUGCGGCGCCAUCAAUUCCAGAAAGCCACCUCCCGGAGCACGCCACAGAUGAGCGCAUGUUCGACAUCAUUCGUGAUGAUGUCGCAUCGACACGCCCGAAGAGUUGGUACGAGAAGCAGCACGAACUUUGGAAAUACGUCAGAGAGCACAUCGAACCGAAUCCAAUCAUCAUUGACGCUUUCGACCUCGCCUCCGAACCUCGGAAAAUUUUGAGGGCCUUCUGUAAUGAUGUUGGAUUUCCAUACAGCGAUGACCUUCUACAAUGGACCCCCAGUCAAGAAUUCCCAAAUAACUUUGUAACACCAUUGGAGAAUAUGUCGCAAGCUGUGGGCAAGCAGCUCUAUGCCACAGCUUUAAACAGCACAAGUUUUGUGGCGCCACGUGAAUCUGGGCCCAUACCACGUGAUCAGCUCACAGAUGACGUCAUCCAAUGCGUUGACCACUCCAUGCCAUUCUAUCGUGAAAUGUAUAAAAAUAGAUUGCGGCCUUCUUAAAUAUAAUUAUGAUGAAUCUGAAACAAGUUUAUUGAUUGUGAUUAAAGAGGAAAAUAUUGGUUUAAUUUUAUUAAACGAAAUAUAAGGGGGUUUCAGGAGGGAUAAAUCCCUAAAAGAAAAGGAAAAGGAUCAACUUUUUAUUUCCUCGUCUCUUAUUUUUUCUUAAAUCAAUGUGGCCACACUGUGAAUAUUUCAUGUGAUUCAUUUGAGCCAAAUUCACUUUUUAAUUCUUCCCUUUUUCCCCUCCUUCACUUCCAAACAUCCCUUUCUGUCAUUUUAUUCGAGAUAUUGUUUUUCCAUGAAGUAGGUGAUAUGUCUCGUUUUGUAUUGCCCCCUGUUGUCUCUUUUAGUAACAAACUUUUCUUUUCCCAGUGCAUAUUAUGUAAAGAUAUUUUAGGACAAAAUAGAAACUAAACUACAUGAUUACUGACUAAGUUUUCAGUUGCAUACUCGCAUGGGUAGAGUUCUGUUAAAACUGAUAAAACUAUAAUAUGGCAUUACUAAAUAAACUAACGUCAUUAAAAAAAUAUCAUACCAAAUAUUUGACUAAUUCUUGUAAUGUAUGGAAAAUUGAAAAUUCGAUGCUCUUAUUCAUUGUAGGUAGAACGUGGCAGAUCAAAGUGGACAAAAUAAUGCUAGUGUGAAUUUUAUGAAUGAAUCGAAUAAAUUCAUUUGGCUGAGCUUAUAAUUAGACUACAGAUCAUGCAUCAUCUUCACAAAUUAUAGUAAAAUGACUUUUCCGAU